Pollicipes pollicipes is the source of this 3556-nucleotide messenger RNA. RefSeq names its product integral membrane protein GPR155. Lineage: Eukaryota; Metazoa; Arthropoda; Thecostraca; Pollicipedomorpha; Pollicipedidae. Gene Ontology annotation, cellular component: membrane. The record is from RefSeq and is a predicted model, not a curated record. Gene Ontology annotation, biological process: negative regulation of BMP signaling pathway; transmembrane transport; intracellular signal transduction.
UGGAGCGAAGAGGAACUGUGCCGCUCCGGUCAUCAGACGGCCCGAAACAGGCACCGGCUCAGCCAGAGUGAUGUGCGCGCUGUUCUGCAGUGGGGAGUGAGAGAAAAGUGUGGGGAGUGAAGGGAUUCAGACAAGAAGAACAGCAAUUGUUGGAGGUCUUCACUGCAAGUUCGUAGCAUGCAGAUCCCGGGCUUCCUGCUGGUGGUGACGGCGCUCGGCGGCCUGCUGUGGGCCGGCUACCUGCACGCCGUCUGGUACGGCUCCCGGCUCGAGCUCACCGGCGGCUACUCAUGCACAGAGGAGGUGAUCCACUACGGUGAACAUGAAAUGCCAAAACCCUGCCGUUCGCCCCAGAAGCAGCUUAACAAAUCGGAGGAGGGGGCGAGCGAGGGACGCGCCGCCGGCAAUGACACGGACGAUGACCUGGACCCCGGCCUGGCGCCCGACUCGGACGGACCUUCCACCCUGGAGAGGCUGGCCCCCGCCAUCGCAGAGUGCUUUGCCGUCAUCCUUUGCGGCUAUCUGGCCGGCCGAACGGGGCUGAUUCGCCCGAGCGAGGUGUCCGGGCUGAACAAGUUUGUCGGCAACUUCGUCCUGCCGGCUCUCAUAUUCUUGUCAAUGGCAAACCUGAACUUCAAGAGUGUGAACUGGGGCUUUCUCAUGAUCGUCUACGGUGCCAAGGCGCUGGUGUUUGUCAUUGUCGUCGUCGUGACAGCUGCUGCUUCCUAUCCCACCAACUUGGGACGGGCUGGACUCUAUGGCAUUUUCGCCACGCAGUCCAACGAUUUUGCGCUGGGCUACCCUCUAGUGCAGGCGCUAUACGCCAAGACGCACCCGGACUUCGCCAGCUACCUGUACCUGGCGGCGCCGUCCUCGCUGAUGAUGCUGAACCCGGUGGCAUUCGUGCUGAUGGAGCUGCAGCGAACGAGGUCGGCCUCCAAGGCCUCUGCGCCCUGGUGGUCCACCGGUCACCGCGUGCUCACCGGGAUCGGCACCAACCCGGUCGUGUUCAUGACGUUCCUGGGCAUCGUCGCCAACGGCGUGUUCCAACAGUGCCUGCCCAAUAUUCUGGAGGGCAUUCUGAGGGUGCUCGGACAAGCGUUCUCGGCAUCGGCGCUGUUCAUGCUCGGUAUUCAGAUGGUGGGCAAGGUCAAAUCCAUGCGCGGGUCAGCCAUGCUAGUGCCCGUGCUCCUUAUCUCCAUCAAAUGCUUCCUGCUGCCGCUCAUAAUCCGCGGCCUGCUGGUGCACUUUCCGCCCGCCGGCGAGCACAUCCGCGACUUCCAGGAGUUCGGCUUCCUGCUGGGCACAUUCCCCACCGCACCCGGCGUGUUCGUGUUCGCCACACUCUACAACAUCGACGUCGACAUGCUGUCCAGUGCCCUAGUGGCCUGCACCUUCCUGGCCACGCCGUUCAUGCUGCUCUCGGCUCGCAUGGCGUCGAUUGGCGUGGUAAACGUGACUGAGUACGUGUCGUCGCUGCGCCACUUUGUGCUCUACACCACGUCCGUCGGCGCCGCCACGCUCGCCUGCGUCAUCGCCGUGCUGCUCGUGACGCGCAAACACCAGCGCGUGCCCUACCAGACCACGAUCCACCUGCUGCUGGCCCAGCUGCUGGCAGCCAUCGGCGCGCUGUUCUGGUACUCGCUGGACGACGCCGUGCCGUGGCAGUUGUACCUCAAGUACGUGAUGUUCACGCUGGGCCAGUUCGCCGGCCGGGUGUGGGCGGCGCUGCUGGCCGUGACGCUGACGCUGGUCAGUCGGUACACGGUGGGCGUGGUGCGCCGCCUCUCCACGGCCAGUCUUCUGUUCGGCUGGGGCCUGUACAAUCCGGACUCUUCUGCGAUGGAUGCGGCCAAGUCCUGUCCGGAGCAGGACUGCAUUUCCUCGGACACGUCCAGCGUCAUUCGGGACCGGGACGAGGAGUUCCACACUCUGCGUCACUCGCUGCUGCUCAUCUCGCUCGCCUGGUCUAUGGUCGUGAGUAUGUUCUUGUGCGGGUGCAGCCUGCCAGUACAGCGCGAGGGCAAGAUGGGCGGAGUCUACAUCCAGCUGACGUUCAUCGACACCAUCAUCAACUUUGGCCAGGGCGUCCUCGCCUUCUUCGUGCUCGGUCUCGACCCCGAGGCCUUCCUAAUGCCACUGCGCAGCAGGUGGAUGCGUCUGCGGUACGGCGGCUCCUGCUUUGGCUCGGCCCUGCGGCGCAAGGCGUCCCGUCCGAGCGACGAUCACGACCACGUGUGCCAGAAGUUCAUCGACUUCUACCUGGAGCAGUGCAUCCAGGAGAUCGUGCGCGAUCGCAGGGUGCAGCAGAAGCUCCUACACGACGUGUUCCUGGGCACGGAGCUGGUGGACUGGCUGCUGCUGCAGGGGCUGGCCGGCAGCAGGCGCGCCGCCGUCCGCUACGCGCGCCGCCUGGUGGCCGGCGGCCUGAUCGAGCACCACCAGCAGACCUACCACUUCCACGACAUGCCCUUCUGGUACCGGCUGACGGCCACCUUUCGCGAGGGCAACGAGCCACGUGCCAAGAUCUCCACCGUCAGCACCACCAUCGUCAACGUCGACUGACUCCGGACCUGACUCUCGGGCAGCGCUCCGGCCGUCAACGAGACUUCACCCUUCGGCUGUAAAGCCAUUGUUUCCCCUGUCUGUGACGUUUGGCUGUUUAGUGUUUAGCUGACUUCUCGCGGCCCCUGAGAACGCCCGUGAGGCGAGAGCCGGCGCCUUGCCCCUCCCUGGCUGUGUCCUGCUGGGAGUCGGGUCACACCGGCUGGACCGGCGGUCCCCCGGCGCGGCUGGGCGGCUGGCCAGCGAGGUGCACCGUUCGCCGCUGGUCACCAGGUCGGCGAUGAGGUAAAGCAGGGUCAGACACUUUUCACUGCGUGGCUGCGUGUGAUGCGUGCGCCAGUCCGUCAUAACCGAAUUAGUAAAUGAUGGACAUGUAAGGAAGAUGUUCUGCAUGGUAUAAUACUGUACAUUCUGGACAAGAGGUUUAUUUACGCAAAACGGAAUGAGUUCGACUUUACGUCACUUUGUUUCAAUAUUAGAGAAAUGUUCUUGUAAGCCUGCGUAUAAUGUAUAUUUGUUUUAUGUUAAUGGCUUUGCCAUGACGUGCAGCUCAUAGUGACGAAGCACAGGACAUGAUACAUUGAUUUAAAGGUGGAAGCAAAUGACCAUGUGAUUGAAAAGUAUGCAUGGCUCCGGAACAAUCUUGUACUAUGUAAUAUUCAGGACAACAUUCUGAACCCCCGUACACGUAAAACCCCACGCCUGCAACGGCGCAGGUUUUGAUCGGUAUGAAGCCCCUGAGGUCAUAUUUGGCAAUGCUGCGGCCAGCAAAAGGCGCGGCCGUCUGAUGGGCGGCUAUAGUCCGCUCGCGCAGGCGAAGGCUGCUGGUGUUUUUGGCCUGUUAGAGUAGCCAUCUUAUUCCGUAGGACUUGAACGAUAAGUGCAUACAAUGUUGUAGGGUACGUUGUCGAUUGUUAAACAAGAUUGUGAUGCGUUUAGACAGCACUCAUGCGGGCAGCAUGGCGUGACAAUGUUGAAAUAAAUUAUCUCC